AUGCAGGUCACGGAAUACGGCUUUAUCAAUACUUGUCUGAAGUCACUGGUCAUUGAAAGGUUUGGAGAAGAAACAUGGGAGAAAUUGAGAUUAAUGGCCGGGGUCCAGGAGACGUUUAUGACCUAUGAAAUCUACGACGAUCUCAUCACUCUUCGUUUAGUGCAAGAGGCUUGUAAAAUGCUGGAUGUCUCCUCCGAGGUGGUUUUGAAGCUGUUUGGAGAAUACUUUUUCAGCUUUUGUAAGAUGUCGGGAUAUGACACUAUGCUGCGAACUCUCGGUGGAAACCUGCUGGAGUUCAUUGAAAAUCUUGAUGCUCUACACAGUUAUUUGGCAUUGUCUUAUGAGGCCAUGAAUGCUCCGUCCUUUCGCGUGGAGCGGAUGGAUGAUGGCCGAAUUCUUCUUCACUAUUACUCAGACAGGAAAGGACUUUAUCAUAUUGUGCCAGGUAUUAUUGAGGCUGUGGCGAAGGAUUUCUUUGACAGUGAGGUUACGAUGACCAUUCUGAACCAAUCAGAAGAAGAUGAGCGCACUGGAAAGAAGGAACAUGUGGUUUUCCACAUGGUACAGAAGGAAAAGGUGGCCAAAAGAAAGGCUCAGAUAGGCAGUGAAGAGGAAAUACAAACAGAGAAAGAGAACAAGGAGGAGACAAUCAAAAGGAUGAAGGCCAGGUAUGCCAACAUGCAGCUGUGUCCAAGGAAACGAUCUCCAUGGGAGAUUGUGAGGAGCAUUGUCAUGUUGGGCCAAGGCAAUCUGCGGCAAUCCUUCACACCCAGCUACCCAAAAAGACUGUGGAUUGACGAGCAAGCCUUCUGUAAUGCUUUUCCCUUUCACAUCGUUUUUGAUCAAAACCUGGUGGUGAAGCACACAGGUGUCAACAUUCAGAAGUUUGUUCCCGGACUGCAGACCUCAGGUAUCCGUCUGGAUGAAUACUUCACCAUUGUUCACCCAGAGGUCACCUGCAACAUCCAGAGCAUCAAAAAGUUCAUCAACAGCCAGUUUGUGCUGAAGACCAGGAGAGAAAUGUUACCAGAGAUCCAGCAAAACCAGGUCACGCUCAAACUGCGAGGACAGAUGAUGUGGAUGGAGUCCCUGAACUGCAUGAUCUAUCUAUGCUCUCCUAAGCUACGAAGCCUGCAAGAACUGGAGGAAAGGGGUCUUCACCUGGCAGACAUCGCCCAGCACGACACCACGCGAGAUCUGAUCCUGCUCAACCAGCAGAGGCUGGCAGAGAUCGAGCUCUCCAAUCAGCUAGAGAGGAAGAAGGAGGAGUUAAGAAUCCUCUCACGCCACUUAGAGAUCGAGAAGCAAAAAUCAGAGAAGCUCCUUUAUGCCAUGCUGCCGACACACGUUGCCAACCAGCUUAAAGAGGGCAAAAGAGUAGAGGCAGGUGAAUUCAAAGUGUGCACCAUCCUAUUCAGUGAUGUGGUCACCUUCACUAACAUCUGCGCAGCCUGCGAACCCAUUCAGAUAGUCAACAUGCUCAACGCAAUGUAUUCCAGAUUUGAUCGUCUUACAAACAUUCAUACUGUCUAUAAGGUAGAGACGAUAGGUGAUGCUUACAUGGUGGUUGGCGGUGUGCCCAUUCCUACAGAAACACAUGCGGAGCGGGUGGCAAACUUUGCCCUCGGUAUGAGAAUUGCUGCAAGGGAGGUGACUAGCCCUAUCACAGGACAGCCCAUACAGAUCCGAGUUGGCCUGCACACCGGUCCAGUUUUGGCUGGUGUUGUAGGUGAUAAGAUGCCACGGUACUGCUUGUUUGGAGACACUGUCAAUACAGCCUCUCGGAUGGAGAGCCACGGAGUCCCUGAUCACAUACACGUGAGCCCCAUCACAUACAGUGUGUUAAAGGACAAAGGAAUCUUUGAGAUCGCUGAGAGGGGUGAGAUCGAGGUGAAAGGCAAAGGGCUGAUGAGAACAUACUUCCUGCUGAAGAACCUCCAAAAGAGUGAUGAACAGAUCAUGGGUUUGGUCGACGGAGAGACGUGCGUGUACCAGGAAGACACAGAGGUCGUGACAGAUGACUCGAAGGAGGAAAGCCAUGAAGAUGCAAAUUAUGUGCAGAAAGAGGACAAAAAAAUGGAGGAAAAGGUUGAGAGUGAAAAAAGUCAUGCAUCAUCAUCUCUCCAGUCAGGAUCCAGUCAAAUCUCCCCUGAUCAUUUAAUUCAGUUCGAUGUCACACCAGCGUACGACAUCCCCACUGACUUUAAACAUCUACACAAUGGUCUUCAUUCAGACAGCAUUAAUACUAAGUUCUGCUCGAUACUUUAGUCCAAUAUCACCAAGUUUUAAGAAGAUUGAAUUUCAAGCCUGCCGUUCAGAGGGCCCAGCGCCACAAAUUAACAGCCGUAACCCAAAACAGGCAGUACCACAUGCUCUGUAGUGUAGUUUAUAAUGACUGUUUUUCACAACUCUUCAAGAAACAGCAGGGGAUUUCUGCUUUGUUGAUACAGAUUUAUCAUUUGGGAAAAGCAAGUCUUCAUGCUGAUUCCCAGUGCUCAUUUGCACCUGCUGGCUGCCCGCUGGUGAUGGCCGGCAGUAGAACCUCUCCGCUGAGAAAGCUAAUCUCCCUCUGGAGAAAUUAAUCACUUAUUAUAGACUGUUUUCAUGUGGAAAUCAGAUGGCAAACACAGAUGACCAGAGGUAGAUAAACAUACUGCUGCUGUACAGGGAUCUGCCGUCUGUUAGGUAACAUGGGAACUAAUUAUUCAAUGUCAUUCAACACCAUGUGAUCUCU
Rhinichthys klamathensis goyatoka is the source of this 2734-nucleotide messenger RNA. It is a transcript of the gene gucy1b2, whose product is annotated as guanylate cyclase 1, soluble, beta 2. Gene Ontology annotation, molecular function: heme binding; guanylate cyclase activity. The transcript is spliced from 15 exons. Gene Ontology annotation, biological process: response to oxygen levels; cGMP biosynthetic process. Lineage: Eukaryota; Metazoa; Chordata; Actinopteri; Cypriniformes; Leuciscidae. Bases 1 to 2268 code for a protein of 755 amino acids. The record is from RefSeq and is a predicted model, not a curated record. Gene Ontology annotation, cellular component: guanylate cyclase complex, soluble.